UGAGUACCUUCAGCGCAGUGACACCAUCAUUAUUUACCCAGAAGCUCCAGAGGAGGCAAAAACACUGAGAACAGCGGAGGCAACAAGCCCAAAAGAGAACAAGCACGGCUCGCUCUCUGAUCCCACAGAUGACUUUGCUCAACUUCUCACAUGUCCGUAUUGUGAACGAGGCUACAAAAGACUGACAUCUCUGAAGGAGCACAUCAUGAACCGGCAUAAGAGGAACGACGAGAGCUUUGCUUGCCAGCUGUGCACGGGCACCUUUGACUCCAGCUCUCUGUUGGACCGUCAUAUGACAACACACAAGCUUGGAAGAGAAAAGCCACCCCCCCUCAGUGAAGAAGCUGAAAACCGCAAGUUUAAAUGCAGCGAGUGUGGAAAAGCUUUCAAGUACAAGCACCACCUGAAGGAGCAUCUUCGCAUUCACAGCGGUGAAAAGCCAUAUGAAUGCUCAAACUGUAAGAAGCGCUUCUCUCACUCUGGAUCUUACAGUUCCCAUAUCAGCAGCAAAAAAUGCAUUGGCCUGCUAACUCUCAAUGGACAAGUACAUAAUGGAAAUUUUAGCAAAUCCUGUUCCUUCCCAAGGUCAAGAACUUUGUCUCCUGAAAGUCCAACAAUUCCUCGUCUACACCCCAAACUGGAAAAUGGCCAACCCCUCUUUUCCCAAAUUCAACAAGGUCAACCUCAUGUCAGAGGUGAACCAAAUUAUUUAAGUGAUUAUCAUCUGUUAAUGGCAUCACAACAUGUUUUUGAGGGUACAAGGGUAUACCUAAAUGGUCAUGGCUUAAGCUCUCUGGGGAUCCACAGUUCUCCUCAGAGCUCUCUUUCACAUUUGGGAAGCAUGGAGGUAGACCUACCUCUCCUGAGCUACACGGGCCCCCCCGUGAGCAGCCUAAGUGAGGUUCAGAAACUUCUUCAUAUUAUGGACAACAAUGGAUGCCGGCAGAACCCAGAGAAGAUGUCCCAGAUGAAGGCAUAUAUGAAAGAGCUGGAGGCACAGAUCCAAGCCCAGGCUGGCUUUCCGGCAGUGACUCACAGUAGCCCCACCAGAAGCAUCACUGACUACACUCUGAAGAAGGUCAGAGAGGCCAAGAGUCUGAUCAACAAAGAAAAGAAACAAGUGCGCGACAAGAAGGAGAAAUCAAAUCACUCAGGUUUUCUUUGCAGCGAAGAAAAGUCACUUGAUGAACAGACGCUGUUCCUCCCAUUCUGCUGCCAGUUCUGCAAACAGACAUUCCCUGGUCCCAUUGCACUCCAUCAACAUGAGCGAUAUUUGUGCAAAAUGAAUGAAGAAAUCAGAGGAGUCCUGGAACCAGCAGAGAACUUGCUGUCUGGCCGCCAAAGGACUCUAGUCGAUGAACUGUCCCUUAGCAAUGGGGCGACCAGCCCCACUCACCUUUUAAAGGACCACUUUUCAGUGCUUAAUGCUUGUUUUGCUGUGAAUACAGAGCCUAGUAUUGAGGAAGUGGGGAAACUGUCACAUGCUGUUGCUGGUCCUCAAGAGUUUGUCAAGGAGUGGUUUGCCAAUUAUGAGAGUCAAAACCACCAAAUGGGAAGUGUAAGAAAAAAGUCACUUCUUCCUAAUCAUAGUGCUCAUGAUCAUCACUUAGGCCAUUCUCCAAAAUCACUUCUCACUGUAGAUAUGCACUGUGGGUUAACCAAUGGCAACAGCUCCCAGAAACCUGAAAAAACUAACCACUUUGGUGCUUCUAGGCAACCAGCAGGGGUGAUGCCACAUGAGCUCCCAGACAUCUUAAAGGACAACACCUUAUCUCCCCUCAACUUAUCCAACUUUCCAUCCCACUCCACUUUCUCCAAAAACUCACAGAUUAGGUCGAACACUCCAAGCAGCCUCAUCUCUGAGGAGACUCUUUGGGACAUACCACUGGAUCUGUCGUUGCCCAGAAAUGUGAAACAGAAACUUGUUUCUGUGGCAGAAAAACAAGUAAGACCUAAAGGUUUGAUGCCCGAAUGUAACGUGAAGUUAGCAGAAAAAGAGCAGGCUUGUGUACCUUCAGAUCUCAUCAGCGUAAAGACGGAGGUAUUGGACUCUGACAUCAAAGGGAAUUUUGGUCACCAACCGGAGAACAGUGCCAGCCCUCUCUUUGGAAUUGAUCCCUUCUACGGUGGCUCCGCAUAUACUCCCCUGUCACCUCAUGGAGCAUUUACGCCACCUACCUUUAGGUCUUCCACGCAGUCCACAAAUGUGGGCCUUAGGGGCUUCUCAGGCCUCAAUCCCAUGAGUCUGCUGCCUCACAUGGCCUACACCUACACUGCUGGUACCACAUUUGCUGAAAUGCAACAACAGAAGUACCAGCAUAAAGGGGAGCUGCUGGACAAAACGGCAGACUAUCUGUCAGGCCUGGAUAACCUGACAGACAGCAACUCAAUGCUUUCCAGGAAGAAGAUUAAGAAGACUGAAAGUGGGAAACGUCCACACCAGUGUCAGACGUGCAAGAAGGCCUUCAAACACAAACACCAUCUGAUCGAGCACUCACGCCUGCACUCCGGGGAAAAACCCUACCAGUGCGAUAAGUGUGGCAAGCGUUUUUCACACUCAGGCUCGUACUCACAACACAUGAACCACCGCUACUCCUACUGCAAGAGGGAGGCCGAUGAACGAGAAGCGGCCGAGAGGGAGGCACAAGAACAAGGAGUUAGUGGUUUGCUGAAUGGAGGUCUAGAGCCCUCUGAAAGGAUGAUGGGGACAACCUACUUGCAGAAGCUGGAGCCUCUUGGAUCCUUACAGCCUAAUGACCAGGAGGAGCCCUGCAACAAUGUGAUUCUAAGAGACGGCAGGGAGACCGGAGCAGGACAGGAUGAGAAAGAAGUGGACAGCAGAAAGUUGAUGGAACUGACAGACAGACAGGCAGCAAGUUUUAUGAAAAAGGAGGAAGAGGAGGAACAAAGCCUGAUAGACAUGACAACCGAUGAGGAGGCUGAUCAACGAGACAUCACAGAGAAGUAGAGGGGACUGAUGCAAAAGUCCAUCUGUAGGAGAGCAAUGGCGGUAUUCAGACAGGAACUGAGUGACCUCAAACCUUCAAACUUCCAUGAACCUAUUGUUCCACCUCAAAAUUCCCUUGUAGGAUUGCAGUGAAAAGGCCUUUGUAGGCUCCUACGAUGCUUUGGCCUGCUGUAGGGCUGGAUUUGAUCUGAAAAACAAAGAGGUCGUGUUUUGAUGGUAUCUGACAGUCUCACACUGAUGUCAUUCUGCAUCGAUAAGUCUUGAUCUUAAUCUGUACUUUGGAUUUGUCAGGCAGUCUAAAAAUAUUACAAGUAUUGUUGAUGUUUAGUUUUUCAGCAACACAUGACAGUAUUUUUACUGUCUUCUGAUGGUUACUGGAUUUUGUUUGUUUUGUGCUCCUGUAAAAAAUUUUAACUUUUUAACAUAACCCUCAUUCAAAUCAGUUUGAUUACUUACUAUUGUUUAUUUUGACUGUUGAAAAUUGGGUAUUUCUGCUAGCUUGUGCUCAUGGCAGAAAAAUAGGUUGGAAUGACUAUGAGAGUUAAAGCUGGAGUAUGGACAGCUGGGGUUUCACGCUGAUGAAGAAAUGGUUGAUGACUAAACCCUGCUAAAAGCUCAGGGUAGAAGUGGUUACCACUGAGGUCACUAGGAAGCAUUUAUCCAUGUUCUAUAUUCACGUGUUCCUAGAGCCUAACCCGGCUACUGUAAGGCAAGGGCAGGCCUCACCCUGGGCAGUUCUCCAGUCAUCACAGGACCACACAGAGAUAAAUACAGAACCACACACAACCACACUCACACCAGAAAGCCGGAGAAAACCCACCCAUGCAUGAAUAGAAGCCGCCAUCUCCACACAGAAAGGAUCCUGCUGGGAUUUGAACCAGAACCUUGUUGCUAUAAGGCAGAGGUGCUAACCACUACACCACAAUGGAACCCCUUAAAAAUUUUGCGUGUAAUUGUGAAAAACGAUCAUGUUGCAAUAAGCAUCUAAACAGCUUAGCGUUUUUCCACAGCUGAUGUCGGAUGCAGGCUGUUGGCCGGACCUCCUGCAUCAGUGGAUGUCAGUGGUCAUUAGUCCUUUUUUGAGUUAAUUUAUUAGAAAAACAAAUGCAUUACACUUCAAAUUCAUGCUUGAAAGAAUUCAAUACGUCAUAAGCGAUUCCGAAGGACGAUCUCCACCAUCAGAGUACCAAUCUAGGCAGAAUUAUUUUAAAAUCCAUAGAAAAGGAAAAAAAUAUAGAAAAAUAUACGUAGAUCUGAUCACUAAUAUAAUGAAUGCAAUUUUAAAAACUGUGACAAUUUAUAGGAUUGAAAUCAUGGCCCAUUAUGUUUUCUUGUCCUUAAACUUUAGUUCAAGACUCCACUUAAGGAAAUUGCACUGACCUCCUUUGAUGACUGCAAUAGAAACAUGUAUUUAUAAAAAGCAGUAGGGCUGCAAACAGUAUUGUUUUGUAAUGUGUGUCUUCCAUUAAUGUGAAGUUUUCUAUUAGUUCCAUCUUUUAAUUUUAUUGGUUUACCAAACACUCCUUUUAUAUUAGAGAAAACUGAAGAGUGGGAUUUAAUGUAAGUUUUUAAAAUGAGAAAAGUCUUGGAAAGGUGAAUCCAAACAGAGGUUUUGUACUGACUCGUCUCUGUAAAAAGCCUUGGAUGCAAACCGCUGUGCGUGUGCUUUUAUGAGGUGCCGUUCCCCUACAGCGGCCCACUUGACCCCUGCUCAGCUUCAGAUUUUCUGGAGUAUUACGUCCUUAUUCAGCAGCAUUUGUGUAAAUAGAAGAGAAAGAUUUUAGUUUGCAAACAUUCGUUUGUGCACUUUCUUUGUUUUAGGAUCAUAUUUUUGGUGAUAUUUUUGUUUGAUUUUCCAAAACUAAUGCAACUUUAUCUUAGUUCUGAGUUUGCCCUUUGUAAAUUAUGACUGGUUUUGUAUUUGAUGAUAUUUAUUCCAUGCUGUACAGAGGUCCAGUUCCUUACAAACAGGCAGAACUUCAUUUAUUUUCUUGUAGACUAUUGAAACAAAAAUAUGAAUGGAGAAGAUUAAUGGUGUGAAGUAGAUCUCUUGUCUUUUGUCUAUUUACAGAAGAAUCCAAUUCUAUGAAGUUUUUUACGGCUCAUUAUGACAGCACUGUAUUUUUAGAACAAACGUGAUGGUAGGGAGUAAAAAGAUGAUGGGGAAAAAAAUCCUGAAAUACGUAAAGUAUAAUAAUUAUUUGUUUUCAUGGUCAAAUACAUUGGCCAAAUAAAUUGUCAACAAAGCU
Molecule: messenger RNA, 5217 nt
Organism: Oryzias latipes (Japanese medaka)
Lineage: Eukaryota; Metazoa; Chordata; Actinopteri; Beloniformes; Adrianichthyidae
Source: RefSeq, a predicted model, not a curated record